This is a messenger RNA of Oncorhynchus masou masou (cherry salmon), 1413 nucleotides long. RefSeq lists its product as uncharacterized. The coding region runs from base 128 to 1015 and encodes 295 amino acids. The transcript has 6 exons. Lineage: Eukaryota; Metazoa; Chordata; Actinopteri; Salmoniformes; Salmonidae. The record is from RefSeq and is a predicted model, not a curated record.
GCGGAAAGAGACAGAGAAAUAUACACACACAGAGACAGAGAGAGACAGAGAGAGAGACAGACAGACAGACAGACAGACACAGAGACAAAGGAGAGAGAGAGAGAGACAGAGAGAGAGAGAGAGGAUCAUGGCUGAUGUCCCUCAGUCAUUUUUGGGAUUGCUUGUGACCGUUUUGUACCUGCUAUCAGGUGUCAGUGGAGAAACUCUCUCUAUGGUCUCCAGAGAGGGAGAUGAUGUCAGUCUGCCGUGUAACAAUGUGGUUUAUCCAAACUGCUCCUCUACUACAUGGAUGUAUAGCAUAAAAGGAUCCUAUGGUAGUAUUCGAAAGGUCACAUUGGGGGAGAGCAAAAGUGACCAGACAGAGAGACUGAAUUUAGGGUCUAACUGUUCUCUACAUGUUAGUGAUGUCAGAGCUGAGGAUGUUGGACUCUACACCUGUCGACAAUACCUUACAGAGACUGCUUCACCACAUGGAGGUGAUGCCGAUGUUGAUCUGUCUGUUAUAACUAUCUCCUCUACCACACCGUUGACAGAUCUGAAGCCUAAUGUAAAUAUGAGAUUACGGUGUUCUCUGCUCACCGAAAGGGGAAAUGGAACGUGCUCGCCAGUAUUUAGUCUCAGCUGGGUCCUUAAAACAGGUACUAAUGCCCAGGUCACACAGGAUUCUUCCUGUGACAUCACUCUGACUGUGCCACUCCAGAAGAAGGACAACAACAGGAAGUGGACUUGCACGCUGACUGAAAAGGGAAACGUGAAGAUCUCCAUUGACUUCACCUCCACGUUCUCAGGAAGUACAGCCUCUACUGCAAGACCAGCCUUGUCAACCACCUCCCCAUCUUCUGCUGGUACCAGUAAUGCUGUUAAGUUGCCCAUCAGUCACAUCAUGCUCUUUGUGACACUGACCAUCAUGGCUGCCAUAGUCACUAUUCACACAAGGAGGAUCCGCCCACCCAAGGCUCUGCCCCCACAAGCAGAAGAAGCCUCUGGUAUUGAGAUUCAUGUCCUGGAGGAAUGACCCCUGUUCCUCACUCUUCUCCCUGUGCUGGACUAAGACUUUCAAACUGUCUAUAGCUUUAUUGAUUCAGUAACAGAGGACAUUAUACAUGUUUUUAAAGCUGAUGUUCAUCUAUUUUAGUGCAUAGUGUGGAAGAUGUAUUAAUUUGUAGUUGUGUUCUCUUAUUUUAGUAUCUUUUUAAAGACCUUUAUGUAGUAGGGAUUCAAAUAUCAGCAAACCUUGGUUGAUGUUUUACAUUUUUGCUGUCCAUUGUGAAUGACGUCAGCAUGGAGAAAUUCCUUGGUUUUGUUUAAUUAAUAAGUUGUGUCCUAAGCAGACUUAAAAUGAGCACAAUGCUUAUUCUAAAAUGUAUAUUAAUUACUAAAACUGUUUUUAAAUAAACUAAUAAAAAUACAGUA